Molecule: messenger RNA, 1787 nt
Organism: Rhododendron vialii
Lineage: Eukaryota; Viridiplantae; Streptophyta; Magnoliopsida; Ericales; Ericaceae
Product: LEAF RUST 10 DISEASE-RESISTANCE LOCUS RECEPTOR-LIKE PROTEIN KINASE-like 2.7
Exons: 1
Coding region: 16-966 (316 amino acids)
Molecular function (GO): polysaccharide binding
Source: RefSeq, a predicted model, not a curated record
CAACUUUGUCAACAAAUGGUCACUAUCUUCUUUCAAAUCAGUUCAUUUAACACCCACUUCUUAGUAGCCAUCUCUUCACCCCUCAUUAAUUUGGGCAAUAUCUCAACUUCUCUUGUUCUCACUCUCUCAGUCUCUCUGGAAAUGAAUUCCCAUUUCUUCCUAUUCUGUUGUCUUUCCUUCCCAAUUCUAAUCUCAACCAUAGUCCCAGAAUCUUCUGGUUCUCGUAAGGAGCAAUACACAAGCUGCAGUCAGCCAUUCCAAUGCUCAAACAUCCCAAAUCUUGGUUACCCUUUCUGGGGAGGAAACAGGCCAGCGUCUUGCGGCCACCCGAAUUUCGAACUAGACUGCCAAAGCCAAGUCCCAGAAAUCAAAAUCAACUCCAUACCAUACCGAGUCCUCUCGAUCGAUAACCCAAUACAAACUCUCACCGUCGCUAGAACUGAAUUCUGGAACAAUCCCUGUCCGAGCCCAACCCAACUCCACAUCAACGCCACUCUAGACACGGCCCACUUGGCCUACUCCAACGAUUCUCAAAACAUGACGAUAUACUACGGUUGCCCGGCGUUUCCGUUUCCCGGCGUAACGCCUCCCAACCAGUUUUCUUGCACUACUUAUGGGACGAGUUAUUUUGUGAUAACUGGCGGUGUUGAGGUGCCCGACUUAGUUACGGCCAUUUCAGGGUGCCGUAGCAGCGUUGUUGUACAUGUUAACCAAGCGGUGACUCAGGGUUUAAUGAGCGUUCCACCUUCAAUUACUAUAAAAGAGGCUCUUGACAGUGGGUUUCGGUUGCAGUGGGACGCGAAUGAUACAAUUUGUAACGAGUGUGUCCGGUCUGGCGGGGUGUGUGGGUCUGGUUCGGGCUAUGCAUUUGCUUGCUUGUGCCCGGAUCAGGCGUAUCCGGAAGCGUGUAACUCGCCUCGAGGCGGAUCCGGUAUGUGUUCCACUAAUCUUAUUCUCACUUGUUAAGUAUUGAAGGCAUGCGCUGCUUAGAAGAUAGAAAGUCAGGGUUCACUGUGUUUGGCUGCCAUGCUCUGUUUGAUUUUUUCUUUUUCCCUCUUUUCGGUGGGAGAUGGAAUUCAUCCCCCUUCCCAGGAGUUCCUCUUGAGUUCCAAGAUACUGGUUUUCCAGGUUUUCCACCAUUGGAAAUCUGAUGGAUAGUUGAGGGAGAGAGCACAAUAAGCAUGGCUAUUGUAGGGGAGUGGAUUCGGCCAGAGUGGAAGUAGUGCCCGAGUAAUUUUUUUUUCCCUUUUUCGGUAGCUCGAUUGGUAUCCGGCUCAAUCGAUCGAAUAAUCUCUAAGCCUUUUUCUCUAACUCAGGGCAUCUCGCUAAAACAUCCUAGCCGCCGCCUCUUUUUCUUUUCCUUCUUUCCCCAAGGAUUUUCACUACCCUUAUGCAGCGGUGGGGAAGGAGGGCUUGGCCCUUGGUGUGUGUCUCCUUCAUUCAUUCGUAGUGAUAGUUUUUCUCGGUCGCUUUGAAUAAUUUCCCUUUUUCAGUGAGGGUUUUAUCUCUGAAUCUCAAAUCUGAGAGUUUCUUGAUGUUAUCCCCUAUCUUCCUUUUUCUCGGCUUUUCCUUCAUCAAUGAGAUGAUGGUUCAGAUUUUGUCAGUGGUGGUGGUGGUAAUGAUUCUCUAAUGAAAGAAGACGGUGGUGGUAGUGCUCCAAUGACGAAUCAAAUUAAUUGGUUUGUUGGCCUCGUUGUUAUGGGUGUUCGAAUUUUUAAUCAUUAGUUGUAUUAUGUGCAAAUGGGGUGACCCCUUCUUUGGCUAGGAAAGGUAGUAGUAGUUUGGGU